Molecule: messenger RNA, 1377 nt
Organism: Trichomonas vaginalis G3
Lineage: Eukaryota; Parabasalia; Trichomonadida; Trichomonadidae
Product: mannosyl-oligosaccharide 1,2-alpha-mannosidase protein
Exons: 1
Coding region: 1-1377 (458 amino acids)
Biological process (GO): carbohydrate metabolic process; N-glycan processing
Cellular component (GO): endoplasmic reticulum; Golgi membrane
Molecular function (GO): calcium ion binding; mannosyl-oligosaccharide 1,2-alpha-mannosidase activity
Source: RefSeq, a predicted model, not a curated record
AUGAAAGUUCGUAGGAAGGAUUUACUCAAAUUCUUUCUAGCAGAAUUUUUAGUUUUAAUCAUAACAGCUCUUCUGAUAUUCUCAAGGAUACCAGAUACUUCAACAUUUUCUGAGAUUAAGCGUCAUAAAAUCAAAUCUUUCAGAUUAAAAUUCGAAAUUUCCAAAGAAACAACUCGAUUCAAAAGAUUAAUGUAUAACACAGUUGAUACAUCAAUAACACAAUACAUUGAAUCAUGUUUAGGUAGCGAUUAUUAUCAUCCUGAAUCUGGUGAUUGUUCAAACCAUUCAGGAUUAGGAAUUACAGCAAUAUCAUCACUAGAUACGCUUUAUAUCAUGGAAAAUCACAAGUUGUACAAAAAAUUACGUAAAUGGACUGAAAAAUCUUUUACUUGUAAACAAAAUAGAUUCCUUCACACAAAAGAUCUCUUCAUUCAUAUUAUUGGAGGAUUAAUUAGUAUAUAUACACUAACAGGCGAUGAAAUGUACUUGAAUAAACUCGAUGAAUGCGCUGAAAUUGCAUCACAUGCAUUUUCUCGACCAAUUCCAUUUCCUUUAGCACAUGGAGAACUUCCCUUAACGAAACAAUAUAAUUUUAUACAAGGAACAUAUCUUGGAGAUUCAGGAAGCUUUUUGCUUGAAUCAAAAGCGCUUUCCUUGUUUUUGAACCAAGAAAAAUUCAAAGGAUACAUUAAUUCUUAUUUGGAAUACGUUAGAAGAUACGUAAAUAACGGAUUUCCAAUGAUUCUUUCACAAAAUUCAAAUUUAAUGACUGAAUCGAGUCGAAUAUCAUCAUUUUCAGCAUCAUUUUAUGCAAACUUAAUAAGAUCUUAUAUAUACGAAAAAACAGAGAUCGAAGAAAUUUUAAUUGACUCAUUUUUAGAUAAUUUCAGACAUUAUGCUCUCCACAAUAUCACUGGCUUCUCAAAUGAGAAUGAAAAUCAAUUUGAAUCCGAUAUUUGCCAACUUGUUCCACUUUUACGUUAUAUUAACAAAUCAAAAGAAGAUUUUUACCAAAAAAUCCAUGUCCAAUGCUAUAAAAUGGGCAAUGAUACAUUACCUUUGACAAGAGAGCCCGUUAAAUAUUAUUCUUUUGAUACUUUUGAAACUCCUUUUAAUUUUGAUUCAUCUCUGCUUGAAGAUCAUCUUUUGAAGAACCAAUCAUUCGAAGAACUAUUGCUAACAAGAUAUAUAGAUGAUCCAAUUAGAAAUGGAGUAUUUUGUAACUUAGAAAGUCAAGAAAAAAUUAAAUAUGAAGAUUUUAUGCCUCCAGAAGCAAUUUCUAAAUGGGCAAAGCUUCUCUUUCUUGAUGGUACCCCUGUUUCAUACAAUAAUUUUGUAUUUAACGAAGCAGGUCAUUUUAUUCCAAAAUCAUUUUAA